UUAUACUACAAUAAUAGCUGAUAGCAAAACAGUACAACAACAGUGUGAUAGUGGGACGCUGAAAAGAAGACUAAUAUCUGGAAUUUCAUUGCAGCUUGGAAUAUGGGAUUAAAUCAUAUUUUAACAUGCUGUCAAAAUAGUUCUAAGGAGCUGACACAAAAUAUCAUUGUCUUAAUUCAGGAAUCCCAUGCUAGCAGCAGUGAUGAAAACAUAGAGAGAGGAAACUGGUCCCGAAAAUCAGACUACCUACUUUCAUUGAUUGGCUAUGCUGUGGGCCUGGGUAAUGUCUGGAGAUUUCCCUAUCUUGCCUACAAGAAUGGAGGAGGAGCCUUCCUCAUCCCUUAUACGAUUAUGCUUGCCCUGGCUGGACUCCCUUUGUUCUUCAUGGAAUGUUCCAUGGGUCAGUUUACCAGUUCAGGUCCAGUUUUGGUUUGGAGAGCUGUACCAAUUCUACAAGGUGUGGGUAUCACAAUGGUUCUAGUCACGACAUUUGUUUCCAUUUACUACAACAUUAUCAUUGCUUACAGUUUAUAUUAUAUGUUUGCCUCAUUUCAAACUAUACUGCCUUGGUCUGACUGCUUUGCCUGGGCAGAUGAAAAGUGUAGUAAAACCACUCGAGGUUUUUGCAAUAUCAGUAUUGCUAAUAACACUGCAGCAUAUAACCUAACAUGGGUCAAUGAAAGAAAUCUAACCUGCAUUGAGAACAGUAUAGUGAUGGAAGAUGUGGAUCUACCAAGCAAACAGUAUUGGGAAAAAGUAACGCUUCGACUUUCUGGCGGACUUGAUGAGACCGGCGAAGUUGUUUGGUACCUUGCGCUCUGUCUUCUGCUAGCUUGGAUAAUUGUUGGUGCUGCCCUCUUUAAAGGAAUAAAAUCGUCAGGAAAGGUUGUCUACUUUACAGCAGUAUUUCCAUAUAUUGUCCUUAUUAUUCUGUUGGUUCGAGGGGCUACAUUAGAAGGAGCAUUCAAUGGAAUUGACUAUUACAUUGGAACAAAAUCAAAUAUUACCAAGUUAAUGGAAGCAGAGGUUUGGAAAGACGCUGCUACCCAGAUCUUUUUUUCACUCUCUACAGCCUGGGGUGGCUUGAUUGCUCUCUCUUCAUACAAUAAAUUUCACAAUAACUGUUACUCAGAUGCCAUUGUAGUUUGUGUUACCAACUGCCUUACAAGUAUUUUUGCUGGGUUUGCCAUCUUCUCUAUCCUGGGGCAUAUGGCGUUUGUUACAGAUAAACCAGUACCAGAAGUAGUAGAUUCAGGUUUUGGCUUGGCUUUUAUUGCAUAUCCAGAAGCUUUAGCAAAGCUUCCAAUUUCCCCUUUAUGGUCCUUCCUGUUUUUCUUUAUGCUGCUGACCUUGGGCUUGGAUUCACAGUUUGCAAUGAUAGAAACCAUUAUAACAUCCAUCCAAGAUGCAUUUCCACAAAUGAUGAAAAAGAUGCGGAUCCCAAUUACUCUUGGCUGCUGUGUGAUUUUGUUUUUUCUGGGCCUUGUCUGUGUUACACAGUCAGGGAUAUACUGGGUUAACCUCAUUGAUUACUUCUGUGGUGGAUGGGCGAUCCUUUUUUCUGCUGUACUGGAAUUGGUGGGAAUCAACUGGAUUUAUGGUGGCAAUCGAUUCAUUAAGGAUAUAGAGAUGAUGAUUGGAAAGAAACACUGGACCUUCUGGAUUUGGUGGAGAGGUUGUUGGUUCGUCAUUUCUCCUCUCUUAUUAACAGCUAUUCUAUUGUGGUCUCUGAUAACAUUUGAGUCUCCAACCUAUGGCUCUGUUGUCUACCCAACAUGGGGAACUGCAGUCGGCUGGUGUAUGAUCAGUUUCUGUCUCAUCUGGAUACCGAUUGUAGCUGUAAUAAAAAUUAUCCGUGCAAGAGGAAAUGUUUUACAGACCUGCAAAGCAGCCGAGAACUGGGGGCCCGCCUUAAGCCAGCAUCGAGGAGAACGAUACAAACACAUGCCAGAUAACAAAGAAGUCCAUGCAGAGGAAUUGGCAACAGUCAGCAAACUGACGGGAUAUGAUAAUCAUACCUAUUUCUAAUGUGACUGCUGAAGAUGGAAGAGAUGACUUCAGAUUGUAAACUGAACUAUUAACAAAAUACAAGGCUACAACACAAAGAGACUUCCAUGUACAUGGAAUAUUUCAUAUAAUAUGCAACUAUGAGAUCAAUUAUCUGGAAUACU
This is a messenger RNA of Xenopus laevis (African clawed frog), 2171 nucleotides long. It is a transcript of the gene slc6a14.L, whose product is annotated as solute carrier family 6 member 14, gene 1 L homeolog. Gene Ontology annotation, cellular component: plasma membrane; membrane. Bases 103 to 2028 code for a protein of 641 amino acids. The record is from RefSeq and is a predicted model, not a curated record. The transcript has 14 exons. Gene Ontology annotation, biological process: amino acid transport; (R)-carnitine transmembrane transport; sodium ion transmembrane transport. Gene Ontology annotation, molecular function: (R)-carnitine transmembrane transporter activity; amino acid:sodium symporter activity; neutral, basic amino acid:sodium:chloride symporter activity. Lineage: Eukaryota; Metazoa; Chordata; Amphibia; Anura; Pipidae.